UCCGGUCUACCUACCAUUGUUGUUUAAUAUUGUUAUUUUUCUUUCAAACAUGUGUGUUUUGAGCGUUAUGCAGGUUCCUUAAAUCAUCCUAUUGGUUGCAAACCUCCACAGUUCAGCGCUGUUUAAAUGAAUCGCGGUGAGGCUUAAAUGGAGCUAACAGGCCGCUAGCAGCAGCGGGCUAACUAAGGCUAAUUGUGGCUAACUAUUCUGGUAGUUUUGUGUUUUUUUUGUAAUUAAGUUUAAACACACAAAGUGGUUUUAAAAAAUGACGUCGGCCUCUGCUAAGGUUGGGGAAAUCUUCUCAGCAGCUGGAGCAGCUUUCACCAAGCUGGGCGAGCUGACCAUGCAGCUGCAUCCGGUGUCUGACUCCAGCCCUGCAGGAGCCAAAUGGACGGAGACGGAGAUCGAGAUGCUGCGAUGUGCCGUGCGUCGCUUUGGAGACGACCUCAACAACAUCAGCACUGUGAUCAAAGAGCGCACCGUCGCUCAGAUAAAGAGCACGGUGAAGCGGAAGCUGUACGAGGACAGCAGGGUCCCCAUUUCCACCGAAUCGCCCAAGAAAACCGUCAAAAAGGCGUCCGUUCCCAUGGCGCCCAGCCCCGCCCCGGCCGCCCCCGCCAUGAUCAACGUGCCGACCUCGCAGGUCGUCGUGGCAACGGGGAUGCAGAACAGCCCGUCAUUAGCCCCGCCCAUUAAAAAGCAGAAAACGGCAGACGUGACGCUCAGCGCUCUGAAUGACUCGGACGUCAACAGCGACCUGGUGGACAUUGAAGGACUGGGAGACGGGUCCUCCAACAAGAAGCUCAACUUUGACCAAGAGAGCCUGAAUCUGGACUCCAGCCUCAUCAUGAACUCCAGUGACCUCCCUCUUCUGUCCCGCUGACCUCACUGCAGAAGCUCCGCCCCCCUUUCCUUCCACGCUUUUAUUUUGAAGCCCAGCAGCCCGCCAAUGUUUGUCUUCAGAACCGUUUUAUUGUGGAAGAUGACGAGGUCUUCGAGUCGGAUUUAGUUUUCAGUUUGAGGCGUCGAGCUGCAGACGAUCUCAGGAUCUCUGGGUUCCGUCUCCACAUUCGGACUCCUUCUUUGACCCGGUUUGUUCUGAGAGCCAGAUAGAAACCAGCGGUGGGUCUGACAGUCCAGGAGACCGAGCCGGUUCUGAUCUUCUGACCCGGUUCUGAUCUUCUGACCUCCAGUGAAAAUAAAACGGCUGUUUGCAUCUAGAUGUUCUUCUGUCU
Cyprinodon variegatus (sheepshead minnow) is the source of this 1235-nucleotide messenger RNA. Its product is annotated as chromatin complexes subunit BAP18-like. Lineage: Eukaryota; Metazoa; Chordata; Actinopteri; Cyprinodontiformes; Cyprinodontidae. Gene Ontology annotation, cellular component: MLL1 complex; NURF complex. The record is from RefSeq and is a predicted model, not a curated record. The transcript is spliced from 6 exons. Bases 266 to 883 code for a protein of 205 amino acids.